Rotaria sp. Silwood2 is the source of this 1396-nucleotide messenger RNA. Lineage: Eukaryota; Metazoa; Rotifera; Eurotatoria; Philodinida; Philodinidae. The record is from the annotation of a GenBank genome assembly.
UUUCCAAAAAAUUAUUUUUUAGAGGAUUUCGAAGGUUUUCAAAAUAAAUGCUAAAUUCUUCACAAUGUAUAUGCAUUAUACAUAUUCUGAUUCUCCCUGAUCAGGGCUACAUUUUGACUAUAAAAUAUUACGAUUUUAUCAGUAUUUUGAUAUUAUCCUUUGAUGAAUGAAACACACUGGCUAUGCAAAGGUGGGUGUGGGUGUGGUUGUGGGUGUGUUGCUGCAGUAUUAAUUCACACCAACACCCAACCACCCACAUCUGCACCCACACAUAUCCUUGUUGUUAUUUGCUCAAAAAAACUUUUCUUUCAUUUUUAGAGUACAUUACGGUUAUAUGAUGGUUCAAUAUUGUCAUCAACUCAAAAUGUUAUUGUUAUAUCAAUUGAAUAUCGUGUUGAUUCACUUGGUUUUCUUUAUUUGAGCACACCAGAUGCUCCGGGUAGUCAAGGUCUAUUUGAUCAACAAUUAGCAUUAGAAUGGAUUCAUAAAAAUAUAAGAAAUUUUGGUGGUUAUCCACAACGUAUUACAUUAUUUGAUGAGUCAGCUGGUGCUGUUUCUGUUGGUCUACAUUUAUUAUCACCAAAAUCACGUUCAUUAUUUAAUAAUGCUAUAUUAGAAAGUUCAGGUCCAACAGCUAAAUGGGCUGUUUUAACACCACAAAUAGCAAAAUAUCGUUCAGAAAAUUUUUUAAACGUGUUUACACGUUAUUUUACUGAACGUUAUGAAGCAGGUCCAAAUGAUAGUGAAUAUGCAUAUAUACCAAAACAAUGUCAAAAACGUUUAAAUACAAUAGAAGAAAAAUUUUUAUGUGUUAAAAAUUAUCCUAUAUUAAGUCAAACUCAUUUUCGUUCAUCAUGGACAUUAGAAUCAUAUAAUGGUGGUCCAAUUGGUUAUACAUUUGUACCAACAAUUGAUGGUGAUUUUAUACCAUAUGAUCCUGAACAAAUGUUAAUUAAAAAAGAUUUUAAAAGAUGUCCAAUUUUAUUAGAUGUUAACAAAGAUGAAGGUUCAUAUUUUAAUCUUUAUGUACCAUAUGGAAAUAUGAGUAUUAAUACACGGCCAUAUGUGGAUUAUAAAACAUUUAAACAUGCUAUUAAAGAAUAUUUUCAUUAUAUACCAACAUAUCCAACUGAACGAGCACCAAGGGUAUUAGAAAGUAUAUGACAAACUUAUACUAUAUGGAGUGAUUAUAAUAAUACAAUACAAAAUGCAAUUCAACUAAGCUUAGCUGUUGGUAAGACAUUGUUUACUAAAUCAUUCUUAUUGAAUAUCUUCGUGUUUUUUAGCUUGCUCAUUUAUCAUCAUUCUACAGAUGUAUAUUCAUCUGUUGAGAAAUAAAGAUACGAAUCGAUUAAUAUCAAAUAUAUGUUUAGUUUCUUAUUGAUCUGAAACUAUC